Messenger RNA from Pogoniulus pusillus (Red-fronted tinkerbird), 2545 nucleotides. RefSeq names its product EZH inhibitory protein-like. The transcript is spliced from 3 exons. The coding region runs from base 645 to 1847 and encodes 400 amino acids. The record is from RefSeq and is a predicted model, not a curated record. Lineage: Eukaryota; Metazoa; Chordata; Aves; Piciformes; Lybiidae.
AGUGGGAAAUGAAACGAGCAGUGAUCAAGAUGGCUCCUGGAGACACCAGGGACCCUUGGGGAAGGUGCUGGGAAAGCUGCCAGAGCUCGCCCUGCCCAGACUUAAUAGAAGCGCUCCCAGGAUGCUGGCACAGCACCGGCAGACGGGGCUGAACGUGUGUCUCUAACGCGGACCCGGCACCACGUACUGCUGGGUCUCCUUGCCGCGGCAAAGCCAGCGGGGGCUCACACGGCGGACACGGGUGUCUCACGGUGCCCCCCCACCAGGGGGCGGCUGGGCUGACCGAGCGGCUGCCUCGCCGCGGCCCUUGCCAAGCGCCCAACCCGCUGCCGAAAACGAAACUCCGUGGGGUUGGGGAACCUGAAACUCGCUGCCACCCCCUGCUCCCCAGCUGCUUCCUGCUCGGCGGCCAAACCCUUUGCCAGGGCGCCGAGGUGGGCUGCCGGGGCCGUGCCCAAGGACGCUCUGUGUACGGCAGCGCAGCCAGGCGGCAGCGUGACGCAGGGCUGCAGUGGAGUCUGCUCAGGCACCUAGAACACCUCCUCUCACCUCCUUCACUAACCUUGGUGUCUGUAGAGUUGAUUUCCCUCUCAGUCUUCUGCUGCAGUUCUGUUGUGCAGCACGAGACCAUCUGAUACACAGCCAUGGGGAGACCCAGGAAGGAGGCCAGUGGCACAUCAUCCCCUCGGCCAGCCACAGCCGCCUCUAAAGCCACCCCUGCUGCACCACCGCCCUCUGCCUCGGCCGCCCGGGCCAAGGCUGCAGCUGCAGGCAGCCAAUCCAGGAGCACUCCAGCUGCUGGGGUCCCCAGCCAGGGAAGGGGUGCUAAAUCAGCUUCCUCUCAGCCUAGACCUAUCACUCCAGCCGCUGAGGUCACCAGCUCCAGCCGGGGGAGGAGUGCAAAGCCAGAGUCCUCUCAGCCUAGACUUGUAGCAUCCCGCGGAGCCCGAGGAGGUGCUAGAGACCAGCACAAAGUAUCUGCUGGCAGUUGCUCGGCGACCCCUAAGAAGUUACCUGAUGCCAGAGGAGAUGCCAGUUCGACCAAACUUGGUGCACGUCUGCAGAAGCAGCAGCCUGAAGCUGACUGGAGUGGGUCCUGUGACCGGUUCCUGGUUCCCCUGGAAAGCCAGGACAUCCUAGAGGUGGAGAAGGAGACCCGGGGCCAGCGGAGCAACCCCAAGUGGUAUGAGUGGCGAGAGAACCGCAUCACUGCCUCUGUGGCCCCCAGGAUCGCCAGCAGCAAGUUUGCCAAUGGCAAGACAGAUGAGGUGCCCAAGUCCUACCUGAAAGCAGUGGUGAGCCCCAGCCCGGGGGUGCAGACACCAGCCAUGUCCUGGGGACUCCGCAAUGAGAAGGUGGCUGUGCAGGCCUACGAGCAGCUGAAAUCACAGGCAGUGGGCAAGCCAGUACAGGUGGAGGACUGUGGCCUCUUCAUUCACCAGGAGAAGAAGUGGAUUGCUGCCAGCCCAGAUGGCAUUGUCAAGGAGGCAGCCACAGGGAAGGUCCUGGGGCUGCUGGAGGUGAAGUGUCCCUACAAGCACAGGAACAAGACUGUGCGUGAGGCCUGCAAGGACAAAGACUUUUGCCUUAAGGUAGAUGGGGACUCCUAUUCCCUGAAGAGGGAUCAUGCCUACUUCACCCAGGUCCAGUGCCAGCUAGCAUCUGCUGGCUUCCAACAGGCUGACUUCGUGGUACACACCACCAAGGAGACAGCUGUGGUCCCCGUAGAGUUUAAUGCUGAGUUCUGGGGAAAGACAGUGCCCAAACUAGAGAAGUUUUACACACAGGCAGUGAUUCCCCACCUGGAGGAGAAGGCAGGUGGCUCUGUCUGGGGCAAGGAGGAGUAGAGACCCCCAUACAUCUCGCUUGGCUGCAGAAAUUCAGUUUUGGCCCCUAGCAUAGAAGUGAGCCCAGUUUUGCUGCUGUUCUUGGACCAUUUGUUGCCUCUGCCCCAGUACAACUGCCCCAAGACUGAAAUGCACCAGCAGGACCCUGGUUUGGUAAGGGUCCCCACAGUGAUUUCUUCUCACUCCAGCCAGGUCAGUGCUUGGCCCCCAGUGCCUUUUUGUUCUGCCCCUCUUGUAUCCCCCAGUUUGAUCCAGUGGCAUUGCCUGAUGGAAGGUGGCACACCUCAGGAUGUGCAGCAGAAGCCACUAGUACCUCUGUGCUGGAGUAACAGACUUUUGUGGAGAAAACUGGAUCCUUUGGCACCUCAACUGCUGUCAAAACUAAAUUGUCACUCUGUUCUGGAGGAGAGAGCGAGCCAGGGAAGGUUUGUAAGCACCUAAGAGUUUCUGAAGUGCCCUAAAGAGUCACAGCACAGGCGUGCGGACACCCUCCCAGCCAUCUAUCCACUGCUUUGGAAUGACCUGUGAUCCUCACAGUGAGCUGGCUGCAGCCUCAGGAAGAUGGAGCCCAUCAAAGAGGUUGUCCUCCAGCCCAUGCGUCAUCAGAGGCCUUCCUGUGGAGCAUCCCCGUGUGCCACAGCAGGGUGGGGUGAUGGUUAUAGCUCUAUUAAACUGAGAUGCAUUCACCUGCUUGUUCA